AUGGACAAGCUGAGCGUCGUACAUCAGGGGGGGCUGAAGCAGGCCAAGGCCAAGAAGAAGCCGAUCAAGAUCGUGCACAUCUCCAACCCCAUGAAGGUGACGACGACCACCUCCGAGUUCAAGGUCCUGGUCCAGGUGCUGACCGGGCAGGACUCCGACAUGGCCCUCCUCUCAAAGUUUGCCGAGGCGGACGGCCCCCACGACCCCGCCGAAUCGGCGGCACCGCCGCCGGCGCCCUACUGGCCCCCCCUCUCCGUCGAUGACUACAUUUCAGAUGACUGA
Messenger RNA from Spirodela intermedia, 282 nucleotides. Lineage: Eukaryota; Viridiplantae; Streptophyta; Magnoliopsida; Alismatales; Araceae. The record is from the annotation of a GenBank genome assembly.